Messenger RNA from Cooperia oncophora, 561 nucleotides. The record is from the annotation of a GenBank genome assembly. NCBI's taxonomy places the organism in Eukaryota, Metazoa, Nematoda, Chromadorea, Rhabditida, Trichostrongylidae.
AUGGAACUCGUGAAGAUGUUAGUGCAAGCAAAGGACCAAAGCGUACGCCAAUGCUGCUCCACCAGGCAGUUUCUUCGGAACCACCUGCUGGAUCGUUCAAUGACCUUGCAGCUCAAGCUCAGGCUCAUUAUGCGGCUUGUUAUCUGCAGCAACUUCAAGAGCAACAAAGAAUGCGUUCGGCUGGUAUGCAAGCAACAGGCUUUUUCGGUAAUCAACCCUCCAUUAAUAUGGGCGGUAUUAGGUGGUAUUCCUGGGGCGUUUUCGCAAAGUCAGCACCCAGCGGCAGCGGCAGCACCUCCAUUGGCACCUCCAGCUGUAGCUGCUGCUCCGAAGCCGUCAGCCGGCGGUGUUUUAGGUACUGUGCCACCAGUUACAGCAGCUGCUCCUGUUCCUUCAUCUAGUACUGGUUUCCCCAUCACAUUCACUUCCACUGCCCCUGUGACAACAGCUGCUUCGUUGCCUUCGUCUGCCCCCUCAGUUACAUCUACUUCUUCGGUGCCAACUACUACUGCAACAUCUGGUACGUUCCCUUGUUCACUUGUAACCACUCUGAUGCAGUGA